Molecule: messenger RNA, 4318 nt
Organism: Chiloscyllium plagiosum (whitespotted bambooshark)
Lineage: Eukaryota; Metazoa; Chordata; Chondrichthyes; Orectolobiformes; Hemiscylliidae
Product: guanine nucleotide-binding protein G(s) subunit alpha
Biological process (GO): adenylate cyclase-activating dopamine receptor signaling pathway; sensory perception of chemical stimulus
Cellular component (GO): cytoplasm; heterotrimeric G-protein complex
Molecular function (GO): G-protein beta/gamma-subunit complex binding; GTPase activity; GTP binding
Source: RefSeq, a predicted model, not a curated record
GGUACAGUUUGCUGUUUGCCCCACCCGUUUCACUGUGUGUGUGUGUGUCUCUCUCUGCUUCUUUCCGCUUCUCCACAGAUGCAGCAGUAGGCAGGAUUGCUCCGUGUCAUAAGAUAAAUAUAUGUAGAAAUGUUCAACAACUACUUUGUGAAGAAAGCUUGACAUACCUGGCGACGAGAAGAGUCGCAGCUUUUUUUGUAAAAAAAAAUAUAUGCAGAAGACUUGGGCUUGUGUUUACCACAAACCAGACUGCCAGUCAAAGGGGCAGGAUUUACACCCGGGGAGAAAAAGCAAGAAAACCAUCGCUGGGCAAAUAAAAGCAGAAGCCGCACACCCUGGAAAACCAACCCAAAAAGGAAAUCUGGCUUACCCCGAGUGGUGGGGGAAACUAGCCUUAUUCUGUGGGGAGGGAACAGAGGAAGAGGAAAAAAGGAACCUGAAUCCAUCCGGGGGAAGAAAAAAAAAUUAGAGAAACCGAGCAAGAGGACAUUUACACCGGGGGCAAGGAGAGGAGCACAUCAACAGAAGGAAGAGGGAGAGAGAAAUUAAACACAGCGAGAAGAGCCAGCGCCGCCUCCAUUUCUCACCUUCGCAAUAUCGAUUCUGCUUUAAAUUCCCGGGUAGAGGAGCAAAAGGGGAAACAAAACCCCACAUAAGCAAUCCCGAGCCAUUAAAAAGGGAAGGAAGGAGCUGCUGAAAGGAUAUAUAAAUAAAUAUAUAAAUAUAUAUAUUUUUGCCUCCCCGAACUGAGAGUGUCUCCGGGGCCGGGCCUGCCUAGCCUAGCCCAUCCCAUCCCGGCCGUGCCCUGCCCUGCCCAGGGAGGAGGAGGAGGAGGGACUCAGACAGAGCCGGCUCCCCGGUAUAUACCCAUCCCUCGGCGACACAAGAAGCCCCGCUCUCCCGCGGCCGAGCCCAGCCUGUAGCCUCCACCGGCCUCCCUGGGGCAGCGGCGGCUGGGGGGUGGGGAAAGAGGAGGGUCGACAGCGGCGGAAACCGAGCGGGCCUUGGAUCCGACUGGAUUUCGGGGGAGGCCGAGCAGGAUUAUCCAUUUAUAAUUUUCACCCCGCCUGGGCUCCUCCAUCUUUUUUAUUAUUUGGGCGGUGACUACAGGGGGUCAGGGUGGGGGGUCUUUUUUUUUUCACCCCGGCCCCCCCCUCCUCCACCAUAGAGAGAGAAAAGAAAGAGUUGCCCCAGGGUUUCGGGGCCACCCUCGCGGCCUGACAAGGAGCCGGGGGCCCGGCACUGUCGACUCCGGUGGGUCCGGGGCCUAGUGGCUGACGGGAGAGGGAGGCCCGGCCUUCGCUCUCUUUCCUCCCUCCCUCAAACACAAACACACACACACACUCUCUCCUCCUCCUUCACUCCCCCCUCCUCCUUGCCUUCCCCCCCGGUCCCCGUCCCCCGGUUACCUCGGUGUGUGUUGCCCCGGCGCUGAAGGGGUGGCUGUGCGGGCGGGGGGCCCGGCGGUUGCUGCUGGCCGCUCGUCUCUCGGAUGACCAUGGGGUGCUUGGGGAACAGCAAGACCGAGGAUCAGAGGAACGAGGAGAAGGCGCAGCGCGAGGCCAACAAGAAAAUCGAGAAGCAGCUGCAGAAGGACAAGCAGAUCUACCGGGCGACACACCGGCUCCUGCUGCUGGGAGCUGGUGAAUCCGGUAAAAGCACUAUCGUCAAGCAGAUGCGAAUUUUACACGUCAAUGGAUUUCAUGCCGAUGAGAAAAAACGGAAAAUUCAAGACAUUAAAAAUAAUAUUAAAGAAGCUAUAGAGACAAUAGUGGGCGCAAUGAAUACGUUGGUACCACCAGUCCCAUUAGCCAAUCCAGAGAAUCAGUUUCGAUUGGAGUACAUUCUAAACUUAGCGAAUCAGAAAAACUUCGAAUUUACACAGGAGUUCUACGAACAUACAACAAUCCUCUGGCGGGAUGAAGGUGUGAAAGCAUGCUACGAGAGGUCAAAUGAGUAUCAGCUCAUUGACUGCGCACACUACUUUCUAGACAGGAUUGACAUAGUCAAACAAAAUGACUACAUACCUCCAGAUCAGGAUCUACUGCGAUGCAGAGUUUUGACAUCGGGAAUUUUUGAGACGAGGUUUCAAGUUGAAAAAGUAAACUUUCACAUGUUUGAUGUCGGAGGGCAACGAGAUGAGCGCAGGAAAUGGAUUCAGUGUUUCAAUGAUGUCACUGCUAUUAUAUUUGUGGUGGCAAGCAGUAGUUACAACAUGGUUAUACGAGAGGACAAUCAAACCAAUCGUCUCCAAGAAGCGCUCAAUUUGUUCAAAAGCAUCUGGAACAACAGGUGGCUGCGGACCAUUUCUGUAAUCCUUUUCCUAAAUAAGCAGGAUUUACUGGCAGAGAAGGUAUUGGCAGGAAAAUCUAAAAUAGAGGACUACUUUCCCGAGUUUGCUCGUUACACUACACCUGAUGAUGCAUCACCAGAGCCUGAUGAAGAUCCAAGGGUCACGAGAGCCAAGUACUUCAUCAGAGAUGAGUUCCUGAGAAUCAGCACAGCAAGCGGCGAUGGAAGGCACUACUGCUACCCUCAUUUCACAUGUGCAGUGGAUACCGAGAACAUUCGCAGGGUGUUCAAUGACUGUCGGGACAUUAUUCAACGUAUGCACCUUCGUCAGUAUGAAUUAUUGUGAUGGAGAGCACUUGUCUUUGUGUAUUGGACUCUUUAUUCCUCAUUUAACUUGCCCACACAGGGUGGAAGAGAACUGGUGCAGUCUCUCUCCGAAUGCACCCCUCCACUUUUCUCCCUGUUGGACAACAGCAGAACUUCUUGCUUGCCUCUGUCCCCUGGACAGUGUGAGAUGGCGUCACUUAAAUGGUCAUUUACAUGUGGGUUUUCCUACUACUUUAAUAAAAUCGUAACCAAAUGCCCUGGACAAGGAGUACUUGAAGGAUUAGAAAACAAAACUAAAUCAAAAAGCCCACACACAAUUGGGGAAAACCUGUUCCAGGGUAAUCAACGCUGAUGUGGGCUCUUAAUAUCGAUCCUGUAUCCAUUCACAGCAACAGAAAAUGCGAAGGUGCCAAGUCCAAGCUGAAGACUAGACCUCUGUGAUGUAUUCCAAGCCUGACAAGGUGUGGAAUGGAGAUGCUGAAUCCCUGCAGAUCCGAACAGUGCAAAAAAGAAAUCUGAUAAAGCCUCGCUGGUUUUUAGAGGGGCAUUUUUAACAAAAAAAACAAUAAAGUCUGGCAGUCCUUGGACCUAGAACGUGAUGAACUGCUUUUGGCCUGUGAUUGUAGAAAGAGUUAACCACAUACUGUUUUAGUUCUCCACAGAUUAAUCUUUCAGCUUUGUUCAUUCACUGGACUUUGGUCCAAUUAUUUCUUUCCUGUCUAUUCUGGCUUCCCUUCUUCCCUUCCCUCUGUUUUUGUUUAUUUUACUUCUGAAUUAUUAUUCUUGUACAGACUGUAAAAUGUAUUAUUUUGUACAACUUUAUUGAAAAUAACUUGUAGAAGAUCUUUGUGCCUUGAUUAUGGCUGUACCUGUAAAAUGAGCUAAGAUGUAAGUAUGUUUGAUUGCGCUGUACAGCUUUGUCAGCCCUAUCUGCAGCAUUAGCUCAAGGUAGGGAAUUUAUCUGUAGUUUAGUUUUUUUCUGGUUUAUAAAGAAGGAAAAAUGCUGUUUAGUAUAUAAAAAAAAGUACAAAAUUGUGCAAAUUAACCACUUAAGAAGUGAGGUCUUUAACAAGUGACCAGACAUUGCAGCAUCAUUUGCUUUUUUUAAUUUUAGCUUUAACUCAUUUCAGUCUAUCCAAAUGCAAACAUGGCUUGUUUCUACAUAAACCAAAUUUUGCUACAAAUUAUAAAUGUUAGUCUUUGGUCAUUCAUAGUCCUUUAAAUUUUUUUAAUAUAGGCAUUGUGUGAAUAUGGUGAUCAUCAGUAGAUCUGGCUCCUCUGGUCCAACCAACAACAGAUGUACAAUGUUGGUAAAGUUAACACAAAGCAAGGUGUAACUCCUUGCAUUUGGCCUCAGAAUUCCAGUUGCAAAUGACAUUUUUAUUUCUCUUUUAAUAAAGAGAUACCUUAGAAAAUUUUGUUUAUAUAUUAACUAUACAGUAGCAUCAAGUGAAGACGUGUGGAAUUUUCUUAAACUUGAAUAAUUUAUGCAAAUUAUAUGCUCAGAACAAGUUGUGGUACAGUACAAAAAGCAAAAAUCACUGUAGCAAUAAGAAAGCAUGUAAUUUUAGUAACUACACUGCUUUAUAUUUUAUACCUAGGUGUUUUAUGUCUGUGAGUAUGUUACUUUUUCAUGUGUCUCAAGAUUACAUGUACAAUUUGUACAAAGUCUAAAAUUACAGUUGUAAUAACAGAUCUA